Messenger RNA from Penicillium mononematosum, 2259 nucleotides. Its product is annotated as putative C6 transcription factor. Gene Ontology annotation, molecular function: DNA binding; DNA-binding transcription factor activity, RNA polymerase II-specific; zinc ion binding. Gene Ontology annotation, biological process: regulation of DNA-templated transcription; DNA-templated transcription. The record is from RefSeq and is a predicted model, not a curated record. The transcript has 6 exons. NCBI's taxonomy places the organism in Eukaryota, Fungi, Ascomycota, Eurotiomycetes, Eurotiales, Aspergillaceae. Gene Ontology annotation, cellular component: nucleus. Bases 1 to 2259 code for a protein of 752 amino acids.
AUGGACGAACCUCUGGACCCUGCUGCGGAGACAUCCGCCCCCAAAAAGCGGACACGAGUUCAAUUUUCCUGCACGGCGUGCAGGUAUCGAAAAUUGAAAUGCUGUCGCAAUCACCCUUGCGGUAAUUGCAAGAAGCGAGGCGAGGCCACAUCAUGCACCUAUGUCGGGCGCGGGCCACGAGCCAAAGCCCAACAUGGGCGGUCAAGCCCGACUCUAGUUCAGGACCGCUUGCGCCAUCUAGAGAAUCUAGUGAAGUCUCUUGCACAGAAGCAGAGGUCUGAACCUGAUAUCGACUUUAAUGCGGUGCAACCAAAGAAUCGGGACGGUUAUGCAGCGCCUUCCCCGGGCUCUGACCGUGACGCUGCGUUGGUUCCUGGUGACACGGGCACGCUGGUCGUCAAAAAUGAGGGAACUAGUUACAUUGAUGGUGCAAACUGGCGCGCAAUUCUAGAAGAGAUUAGUGACGUGAAAGAAUAUCUAGACGAGGAUGGUGAAGAUUCAGACGAUGAAGGCGUCGAAGUUGACCCGUACGAUGACUCGUCACCAGUUCUGCUGCUUGGUCAUGGUCGUCCGGUGAGCAAAGAGGAGAUGCUUAUGGACAUCCCUCCACGGUCAGUAGCCGAUCGCCUGGUCUCUCGAUUCCUGAAGACAUCUGAACCGGCACGAGUGUCAAUCCAUGUUCCCACGUAUCAGAAAGAGUACGAGGAGUUCUGGCUGCGCCCAGCAGACAAAUCAUUUACUUGGAUUUCUCUCUUAUACUCGAUCAUGGCUUUGUCUCUCUCUCUAUAUGAUCGAGGCUCAGAGCCGCUGCCUUCUAGCAUGGCUGACCCUAUCAAGUCAUGGGCCAUAUUCCGGAAAAGGUCCUCGCAGUGUCUUAUCCAAGCGAACUACAUCACCCCAGGGCGAUACAAAGGCGAAGCACUAUUCCUUUACUCACUCACCGAGUUCUACCGCACCCAGGAUUCGCAGAUUGGAAUGUCCUACUUGCUCGGGAUGACUAUUCGUCUGACUAUGCGUAUGGGUUACCAUCGUGAUCCACGUCAUUACCCAAUGCUAUCUGCCAUGGAUGGGGAAAUGCGCCGCCGUCUCUGGGCGUUGCUCGUUCAGCUCGAUACUUUAGUCUCAUUUCAAGUCGGCGUCCCUCGAACAAUCCAGCCUUGGCAAUAUGACACUGAGUUGCCCUCUAACUUGCUGGACACCGACUUCGACGAGACUUCCGUUCAAUUACCACCCGAGAGGCCAAGUAAUGAAGGAACAGAUUGCACGUACACAAGGGCCAAAUCUCACAUUAUGAGUGUCUUUGGUCAGAUAACAGACCUAGCAUUCUCUCGAGAGCAUUCAUCCUACGAUGAGAUCAUGGAAAUUGACCGUCGUUUGGAGACCUCCCAUGAUAUGUUACCCUCCUGCUUGAAAAUCCGGCCAAUGACGCAGUGCAUCGCAGACCCAGCAGAACUGACCGUGCGGCGCUUCGCCUUGGAGCUCCUGUAUCAAACAGCACGGCUUGUCCUACAUCGCCGGUAUAUCGCUGAGACCAAUACCAAAUUUGCUUACUCGCGAUCAGUCUGCCUAGCCGCAGCUCGGAAAGCGCUUCAACACCACAAAGAGAUCUGGACUGAGUUCAUGCCCGGCGGUCAGUUGCACGCUGAGCGAUACUUCCUCAAGUCCCUCCAUAAUUCCUUCUUGCUCUCUGCAAUGAUUCUUUGCCUUGAGAUGUCCCAGGAUGCAGAUCGUGGGGAUGCUGCGCGUCUCGGGCCCCAAGAACGCGCAGAGUUCUUGUUUCUUCUGGAAAGUACCCAUCGCAUAUUCAUGGAAUCCAGUCGCCAGUCUGUAGAUACACAGCGAGCAGUGAAUGCUCUGAAUAUCAUGCUCAAGCGGGUGAAGAAAGGUGACUUUCAAUAUUCCAGUUCGACUACUGGGAAAUCAACGGCGCCCAGGGAUAAUGAUAUCCCAACCCGAUCCACGGGUGCACCAACCUUUAAUCAACAAUACCCAGCCUACACAUCCAAUUCUGGCGAAUUCCAGUCCGCGAUACCCAACGUUGGCCAGACAGCGUCAUACGAUUCCCUGGGGGUCAUUGAAGGCAUGCUUGAUAUACCUGCUCAACUGGACUGGAACCUGUACGACAGUCACAUAUCAGGGGUCCAAAUGGCCACCAAUAACAACAUCUGGUACUCCCAUGGCCCCGCGACUCCGGCGUACGAUUUCAGUGCGUAUCCUCCUGGCGUAUCGCCGAUGGAUCAUCAGAGCUUCCAGCAAUGA